AUGUCUGUUGAUCAUACAGAUAUCUCUCGAGCUUGUUUUCGUUCCCUGGCCCUUUCUCAGUUUGAUGGGACUCCUAUUCCUGUGACUGAUCCUGAUCUUAAGUCUUCAGAUUUCGAUGAGGCCUGGCGGGAUUUUGAAAGCAAAUAUCCGUUCAUGGAAUACGUUCUUCGACACUGGGCCAAACAUGUCCAGAAGAGCUCCCGGGGUGAUAUUCAAGAUGAUUUGUUGCUCCUUUUUGAUGAAGGAAGCAGUAGUUACAAACUUUGGACGUUUGGUCGUCACUACCACGGCCUCCACAACCCCUUGUUUUACGAUCAGGCGGUUUACGGAAACUGGAUGUUCACACACGGGAUUUACGACCACGGGGUUUACGACCACGGGGUUUACGACCACGGGAUGGAUAUUUAUUUGUUUCAAAGAGGAAAAUAUGGCGAUCGUCCACUAGAAUGCUUGAGAAGAGUCAAAAGACCUUUAGAGCCCUCUGCUCUUCAUUGGGCUACAAUGUUGGCACUACCAAAUAUCUGUACGGUUCUUAUCGGUCGCGGGAAGGAACUCGAUGCCUCGAGCGUUGUUGGUACACCAAUGUACUGUGCUAAGACAGCUCUUGACUUCAUUUCAACACAUUUGCGCUGCGAACAAGACGGCCGUUGGCUAUGGGAAUGUAUAGAAGAAAUAAUCAAGAUUCUUAUAGCCGGCGGAAACAUCUACAAUGCGGAAGACUCUCGCGGUCGUACACAUUCAGUUGUAGAACUUCUAUACGAUUCUUAUUCUUAUCAGGUAGUAGAUAAAAAUUACAAGCUUCUCGAAUCUGUUUUCGCCAUGGAUCCAAAGAUAUCGAUGGAUGAUUUGUUUUCAUUUAUAGAGUAUGCCAGUCGGUCUUAUUUGAGCAAGAUAUUUGAUGAUGCUAGGACCUUUGAACUCUUGAAAUGGGCAACAAGGACGAACUUCAAACAUUUCAACCCCGAUACGUUACCAAUAACAUUAACUAUCAUCCUCUGUGAACUAGCUAAACCGGGAAAACCUUCGACAAAUCUCAAAUGCCUUCUCCAGAUAGACCUCCAUGACAUAACACGAGAAAAUAACGGGCUAGAUUUAGAUUGUGCAUUGCGAGAUAAAUCUGAAGAUUGGAUGGCAAAAUUGCAUGUUGCAAUUUUGCAAUGGAUUCUCGUAUCAAAAGAGAAGGUCCCACACAGUCUUGAGAGGAUGCUCGUCAGAAUUGUCUCUGAUGAGUUCGUGAUGAAUGUACCAUGUAUCUUCGAGUUCAUACGGGAUAUCGUCACGACAUCACUGAGUAACAACAUCAAGCUAAAUCUCAAUUUGCGAUGUACAGAUAAAGAAGGCGACAUGCUUAUGCAUCAGAUAUUCAAGAUAUACACCAGACACAGCGUUUUCAAGCUGGGAAAGCCAUUCUUGGCGGCUAUUUUCAAACAUGGGGCAGAUCUUACCCUCUCAAAUAACAGUGGCAUGAGCCCAAUAGAGCUGUUGAUACAAAACAAAAAGAAAUGGUAUUCGGAGACUCUGUUGAUAUAA
Molecule: messenger RNA, 1530 nt
Organism: Sclerotinia sclerotiorum 1980 UF-70
Lineage: Eukaryota; Fungi; Ascomycota; Leotiomycetes; Helotiales; Sclerotiniaceae
Exons: 1
Coding region: 1-1530 (509 amino acids)
Source: RefSeq, a predicted model, not a curated record